AUGAUCUAUAUAUUGACCGUUUGCCAGGGAACCAUUUUCGAUGAGACUACCUACGAGCUAGAAUCCAAUUCCGACGCUAUCAACAUCGAAGUCAACAUCAGUGUUCUAAACCGAGCCCUACGCUCCGCCUGGGGCUCAACACAUACACAGCUUCGCCUAACUAAAAAAGACAAAACUCCCCUCUUGGCACUCACAGUCCUCUCAUCAGAAUGGACAGACGGAAACAUGGCCUUGGCUACCAACAAUGACGCAGAUGGCAUGGGCAACCCCAACCCAGCAGCUCCAGCCGACACAACAGGCGAUCGAGGACCACGCGAGCGCCAGACAUGGAUCACGCAAGAAAUCCCCAUCAAGAUCCUCCACGAGUCAGCAGUCGAAGGCCUGCACGAGCCACACUGCCCAGACCCCGAAGUGCAUAUCAUCCUACCCAAUCUAGCGCAGCUGAAAAGCAUAUCCGAUCGCUUCACGAAACUAGCAUCCACAGAUAGUAAAAGCCGACAACCCGGCGUGAUGGCGCCUGAUGCGCCGGGUAUGCAGUCUGUUUCUUUCAGCACGGUGGGCGCUAGCACAGCUGCCACGGCACUGUCCACCAACUCAUCUCCCAAGCUUGAACUAUCUGCUAAUAUGCACGGCUCGCUACGGCUUGCUAUUGCUACGGAUGAGUUGCGCAUUGCGAGUGUCUGGACUGAUCUCGUGAACCCGCCUUUGGACCCUGCGCAGAUGAGCCAGGAGCAGAUGAGCCAGCUUCCAAGUGAGCUUAAUCGGAAACGGGAGGCGAGUGAGGGAUUCGAAUCUGGUUGGGCUAAGGUGCGAAUUGAUGGAAAGGAUUGGAGUCGCGUGCUCAGUAUUGGGAGACUCAGUCCUAAGGUUGUUGCCUGUAAGCUUUCUUCAUGA
Molecule: messenger RNA, 894 nt
Organism: Penicillium concentricum
Lineage: Eukaryota; Fungi; Ascomycota; Eurotiomycetes; Eurotiales; Aspergillaceae
Product: Hus1-like protein
Exons: 1
Coding region: 1-894 (297 amino acids)
Biological process (GO): mitotic intra-S DNA damage checkpoint signaling; telomere maintenance; nucleotide-excision repair
Cellular component (GO): site of double-strand break; nucleolus; checkpoint clamp complex
Source: RefSeq, a predicted model, not a curated record